AUGUUGCGCCAAUCUCUCAGACCAGCAUCUAGACUUCUUACAAGAAGCUCGUUCCGUCAGGCCGUGCGCUUCAACUCGGCAGCUGCUGAGAGCGCCCCAGUCGACCCCAAGAUAUCCGCCAUUGUCGACCAGAUCUCCACAUUGACCUUGUUGGAAACCUCCACCUUGGUUUCUGAGCUUAAGACUAGAUUGAAUAUCUCCGACAUUGCUCUCCCUACUGCUGGUGCAGCUCCAGCAGCUCCAGCCGCCCCUGUUGAGGAGGAGGUCAAGGAGGUGGUUGAGGAGAAGACCAUUUUCGCCAUCAAGUUGCAAGAGUUUGACGCUAAGGCCAAACCAAAGAUCAUCAAGGAGGUCAAGGGCUUGUUGGGAUUGUCCUUGGUUGAGUCCAAGAAGUUUGUCGAGGCUGCUCCUAAGGUGUUGAAGGACAACGUCGCUAAGGAAGACGCUGAAAAGAUUAAGGCCACCUUGGAGGGAUUAGGUGCCAAGAUCGUCUUGGAGUAG
Candidozyma duobushaemuli is the source of this 501-nucleotide messenger RNA. RefSeq names its product mitochondrial 54S ribosomal protein bL12m. Lineage: Eukaryota; Fungi; Ascomycota; Pichiomycetes; Serinales; Metschnikowiaceae. Gene Ontology annotation, cellular component: ribosome. Gene Ontology annotation, molecular function: structural constituent of ribosome. Bases 1 to 501 code for a protein of 166 amino acids. The transcript has a single exon. The record is from RefSeq and is a predicted model, not a curated record. Gene Ontology annotation, biological process: translation.